Branchiostoma floridae (Florida lancelet) is the source of this 2509-nucleotide messenger RNA. RefSeq lists its product as uncharacterized. NCBI's taxonomy places the organism in Eukaryota, Metazoa, Chordata, Leptocardii, Amphioxiformes, Branchiostomatidae. The transcript has 3 exons. Bases 993 to 2366 code for a protein of 457 amino acids. The record is from RefSeq and is a predicted model, not a curated record.
AAUUUAACGUGACCCUCCCCCCCACCUCAAAAAAAUUUAACAUGGCCCUCCCCCCGACAGGCAUCAUUCAAGGGGUAGAAAAACAACGCCCGGCGUACAACUGGUAUAGCUCAUGCAUGUCAAAUGCAUACCGGGUGACGGAUGUCGCAUUCACAUGUGUAUUUGAAAACAACAACAACAAAAAAAACACAUUAAAAGUUGUAAAAUCGUGUUAAGAUCUGAAGCGAUCUACUAUUAGUGUAACUACGGUAAAGCAUUGAAAUUGGUUUAAUUAACGUUACAUAUUCAACGUUACUAGAGGUUUUUAUAAAAACCAAAUCAAUCACAUUACGAUACGGCCGAUUUGCACUCUCGUCUGACGUGAAACAGAUGGUGAAAACCGGAAGUGAAGAGAUCGUUGGAAGCUACUAUUUAUUAAAAAAUAGAAGAUUGAAAACAUAUAUAAAAACAUUUGAAAUGUAAAAAGCAAAGAAAUGUUUUUUUUUAUCAAUCAAAGCUUUCAGAAACAUCCGGCGCCAUGUGCCGCAGCUGGUACGAAAAUGAUAAACUCACCCAAAACAAAGCAGGGCAAGCUCAGCACUUGAAAUCGUGACCUGAGUUUUUAGAUUUGUAGCUGACCGUGUGCUAUUCGCUAAACAGAAUCAGACAGGAAAAUUUUCGUUUCCGUGCAGCUGGGAGAGAAUAGACAAUGGUGUGCAAAAAGAACACUGACCGUUGCAACUUUCCGCCCUGCAUCCACUAUGCGUCCACAUUCGCGCGCGUCGUCUCACUGACUUCAAAUUUAAUCGUCCCCAUAUGUUUUGCACCACAAUAGUACACGUGACUUGAUCGAAGGCUCUGAUUCGCUGAAUGUCUGAAAGCAUGACCCCUGACCUCCAGUUAGCGCGAAGUUGUGAUUUCUGUGUCGCUUGCCCGCUGCUAUUCUUCAAUACGCAAUCAGUUUUCAUAGUGUCAAAUCGUCAGUUUUUUGAGUGGAGAUCAACAGUAAUAGAAUGAGAGACAAACGCGGAGUGUGGAGAGGUGCGUGCACGCGAAGAACAUGCCCUGCAGACUGCACCGAGUAUGAUAGGGAGGACGGGAAAACUUCGUGUGGGUACUGUGGCUGUCCCCCUGGGGAACACCGAGAAGUCACCGCACCUCAGGAGACAAGUGAUGCGCCGUCAGCUGCUUCUACUAGUUCUACCAGCAGCGCGUUCCACAAGAUUUCAGACAAGAGGAAGGAAAGCUUUGGCUGGGUAAAGCUGGCCAAGGCUGGAAAAACCAAGUUCGGCAACUCCAUCCUGCCGGCAUUCCAUGAGGCGUACUACCCUGUGAGCCAGAACCCCGUCACCUUUCGCAGGGACUUCCUGGUGGAACGCGACAGAGAGUUUUCUGUGAAGGAAGAAGUGUCAAAGAUUUCCCGGCUGAUCGACUUCAUCCGGGGUGACAAUUCAGCGGCUGCUGGAAGAUUUUUGUCCACAUCAUUCCGUAUCAAGGGAGAAAAGGACAGUACCACCAUACAGAACAACAUCGACAAGCUGAAAGCCCUGCAGGAAAGGCUGUUGCAGAUAGAAAAGGAGCUGCAGACCCACGACGCAACACUUUUCAAGUCAGGGGGGCGCCAUGUCAAGCAAGGACGCACCACCAUGCAUGCUUUCAACACAGAGCAGCUGGACUGCAUCAGUAACCUGAAGGCAACUGUCAAAGCUACACUAGAAAAGUUGGAGGACGCUCUAAAGAGAGUAAAAAGAAUCUACAAAGUUGAGCGGACGACAAGACAGUCCAGAAAAAAAAAGCAGCAGCGGACCAAGAAGAAGAAGAAAAAGCAGGCGAGGAAAGAGAAGGGAGUGAUGGAAGUGCUAGAUGUGAUUGCCCCAAACAAGGGUGAUCCUAUCAUGGAGGAGGAUAUCAACACAGAAGACGUGAAAAAACUGGACUUCCACAAAGCACCAUAUGUUCUCCAUAUUCUCCAUGAAGAUAGUCUGACAAUAGGUGCACGGGUGAAGAUUAAGGACAGUCUUAAUGACAGCUGUGGGAAGGUAGUCGACAGACUGGUAAAGGAGCGACACGCAUCCUGCCGUGGAGACUGUGAGGCAGAUUUCCUCUGCCCAGUAAACUGGAAGUGUUCCAGCUUACUGAGCCAGCUGGGUGGGGAGACCUACAAACACAUGUUUGCCCCUGGGCAGACUGGUCUGCCUCAGCUCAGCCUGAAAGACAUGGAAAAAGAAGUGCUGAGGACCUGCACUGAUGGGGACAUCCUACAACUCCUCGCCGACCAUGGAUGUUUCGAGCAGCGAGCAGAGGAGAAAGUCAAUGCCAGACUUGCAGAACUGAAAGGUGAGAGUGUCUUGGAGGAUGUCUGGGAGAGUGACCAGGAGUGGGAGUGACCAGAAGUGGGAGAGACCAGAAGUGGGAGAGACCAAGAGUAGACAGUAGAUAUAGCCAAUAGUAGAUAUAGCCAAAAUUUGAAUUAUUUUAGUUACUUGUUAGAACUUGUGUCAACCAUUAUUACAUCUCUUUUGUCCUUUAC